Molecule: messenger RNA, 7931 nt
Organism: Lineus longissimus
Lineage: Eukaryota; Metazoa; Nemertea; Pilidiophora; Heteronemertea; Lineidae
Exons: 5
Coding region: 4-900 (298 amino acids)
Source: RefSeq, a predicted model, not a curated record
CUCAUGCGAACCAAAUCUACUGGUUAUGUGAACAGAAAAGAUGUGGUAUACCCAGGCUGCCAUGUCCUUGGACCUGACGUUGAACUCAAGAUCUUCAACACCUCGGCUUUGACUUUAGAUUUUGCGAGCGUCUCCAGUUUCCUGAAAGACCAAAUGGAGGUAUCAUUUGAUUGUAACCUCCAGUAUUUCAUAAGGCAGGAAAGCGUUGGCGAAUUGCAUGAGAUGUUUGACAUGGACUUUGAACCGGUGAUGAAGCAAUUAGCGGUCAGUACACUCAAGGCUACCACUACAAAGUUCACCUUGGAGAAUAUACGCCUGAAUAGAAGCUACGUUGAGAACACGUUACAUAAAGAUCUACAGCAAAAAUUAGGAGGUGAUUGUUGUCCCGAUUGCUGUGAUGAUGCGUGUCAAAACCAUCCUACUUGUGUGAGCGGAUGUAACAGUGACAGAUCCUCUUGUUACCCUGGUUACUAUGUUGAUAUUCGAUAUUUCAACUUUGGUGGCAUAAUUCUGCCAUCACAGGUGACGUCAAUAUUACUCACGACUGCACUCUUAUAUGUGAAGGCUGACACAGAACACUUCAAGCAGACGCAUGCCCUUGAAGAAAAAGAAACCAAACGUCAGGUUGCUCAUUUAAUAAACGAGGCUGCUGAAAUAAAAAAUGGAGCAGAUGUGAAGGCGGACUACAUCAUGAAGAUAGCUAACGCAAAAGCUUAUGCAGAUAAAAGUCUUGUUGACAUGCAGGGUCUGCGUAACAUGUGCUCAGCACUUGGUCUCACUGAUGCUCAACAGAAACUUUCAGUCUAUAUGCUCAAAACUUUGAAGAAAAAACAUGUUUCUCUGUCUCCAGGUUGGAAGAAUGCAUCAACAUACACUAAUCAAGCACUUGGUGGACUGUAGUUUUUAGCUCACCUCUUAGCAGAGGUGAGCUUAUCCCAUACCGUGGCGUCCGUCGUCCGUCGUCGUCGUCGUCGUCGUCGUCCGUCGUCGUCCGUCGUCCGUUAGCAGGGCACGUUUCGUAACUGUUAGAGCUAUUGAGUUGAAACUUGGUACACAUGUACCCUUAUGUAAUGACACCUUGGAGACCAGGUUUCGGUCCGAUUCGUUUCAUGGUUUAGCCACCAGGGGGCCAAACGUUAAAAGUGAAAAUAUGCAAUAUCUCCCUUGAUAGUAGUCGGGAAAUUUUGAAAAAAAUAUGGUAGGUACUUCUAGCAAAGGUGCAUCAUAUAUCCUCCGGGUUUUUGAUUUGACCUCCUUUUCAAGGUCACAGAGGUCAAAUGGUGUAAAUUGGCCGUUAGGAUGUAACAAUGGCACGUUUCUAAACUGCAAUGGCUAUUGAUACCAAAUUUGGUACACAUUUACCCCUUAGUCAGGUGAUCUUAGGGACCGAAGUUUGGUCCAAUAUGAUUCACCACUUGUCCACCAGGGGGCAAAAUCCAAAAACCUUAAAAAUGUGAUUAUUCCUUAACAACUUCUUGCCCGAUUGCCACCAAUUUGAUAUCAUGGGUACAUCUAACCACCAUACAGUAUAUGUCACACAGGUUUUUAAUUUGACCUUCUUGUCAAGGUCACAGAGGUCAAAUGGCGUAAAUUCGCCGUCAGGCCGUAACUAUGGCACGUUUCUUAACUGCAAUGACUAUUGAUCACAAAUUAAGUACACAUGUACCCCUUGGUCAGGUGAUCUUAGGUAUCGAAGUUUGGUGCGAUCUGAUUUGCCGUUUGGCCUCCAGGGAGGGGGCCAAAUCCUAAUCUCUUCAAAAUGCCAUUAUUCCUAGUAAUGACUUGCCCGAUUGGCACCAAUUUUAUAUCAUAGGUACAUCUAAUUCUAACAACCAUUCAAUGUGUCACCCGGGUCUUCUUUGAUUUGACCUACUUUUCAAGGUCACAGAGGUCGAAUGUUAUGUAAAUUGGCCAUUUUGGGGAAAUUGUAAUUGCUUGGACCUACAUCAAACCUAACACUACAUGACACAAUACCAUGCUCUUUAUCCAUCUUUCCUCCACAUGAGGUGAGCACAAUGGCCCUGGCCAUUUUUUGAGGCCUUUGCGGGAGAUUUUGAUAGUCGAUCAUGUCUGUGCAACUAUUUUAUUAGAUUGGGAACAUUUUGACAAGACUGUAUUCGCCUUUGCUAAUCUGUUUAGUGAUAACACAUUCUAAAUACCUGGAUUUAGAACGAACCUCACUUUACAGUGUAAAUGCACUAUGCACAAAGGAAGCCUCGUUUUGAAUUAGGCGGUUAGGUAAGGCAACCAUAACCGUUAUGGUAAGGCAACCAUAACCGCUUGGGUUGGUGUAAAAUGUGGAAGCUGUCAAAAGCAUUUAAAACCACAUUUUUCUUUGUCUAAUUUGAUAUAUUUUAGAAUAGAAAUUGAUACCUGACUGUUGGUAUUCAAAGCAGGUUCCACGAUGACGUCACAUCACGUGACCGCAAUCCAUAUUAUAGCUGUGCAUGUGACGUUACCACCAUCAGAAAGAUUAUGACGGCCGUUGUGUCAACAUUGAAGCGAUUAAAAUCUACGUUGUUGGUUGUUAAUUGUGUUUCAGGUCUUGUUCCGGCUUCCGUCACUCCACAGCUAAAGUCAAGACAAUAAUAUAAUAAUAUAAUAAUAUAAUAAUAUACAACAAUAUACAACAACGAAUCAAAGGUCAUUGAGUUCUUUAUUCUACACACGUAAACACGUUUCGAGAUUCACAGAAUUCAUCAUUUUGCCUUAUUACGGCAUUCUUACCUCUUUUGUGCUCCUCAGAUGACUUUAGAUAACGAUGACAUAAGAGUGGGGCAUCACCAAGCAGGAAAUAGACGAAAGCGUAGGACAAGAUGACGGUUACCAGGGAGACUAGUGCCAAGUCUGCUAAAUUAUCUAGGUCACGAUGACGUCGCAUUAACGCGGCAGUUACAGGUCUGUAAGCCUUAAACAAUCAGAUUCACUAAAAAGUUGUCGCAAAACGUUAUGAGACGGCAUCAGCUUUGUAAAAAUUGAUAUUGAUGUGCAGUUCUGUCAAUUUCCCAAGCUACCGGAUCACCUAAUGCAACUUACACUAUGUUGGCAAAAUAUUGGUCAUCUUCAUAGGGCUCAAAAGUUAAAAAAAACGAGGGGAUCUAAGGGGAUCUAUGGUGGUUUCUGUCUCAGUAGUUCGUUGUUUUUGGGGAAAGGGUUGGGAAAUUCCCUUUUCUGCUCCUAUCAAUAAGAACAACCGCAUAAUGUGAAGGUCACUCAAUGUCAACAUUUGUAUAAGAUGCGAACAUCUGCCGUGAUAAAAGUCGGAAAACUAAUCACAGACUAUGAAUUUAAACAUUACUGUUGUGAAAAUUUAUUAAAUUAAAAUUUAUUUAAUUCAGUCAUCGACUAGUGGAUUACACUUUGGGGUAUUAGUUCGUGAUUGUUUAUUUAGGUAGUUCAUGUGAUUUUUAUAUCGAUAAAAUCGUCGAAUGAAACACGUGUCUUUGUUUUCAUAGGAGUUGCCAUUCUGAAAAAAAGCUGUGACGUCACCGCGGAACCUCCUUUGGUCGGUAUUGAUUGUCUCGCCAAAACCGCUCGGCUAUGCCUCGGUUUUGUUUAGCUCCACCCUGGCUGUCCAAUAUCUCCAGUUUGGUAGCUCCACCCUCACGGUUUUGGUUAUACAACCGAUACCUCCAGUUCUGUAUCAAUUCCUUGAACAUUCCAAUAACUGUUUAAGCUUAGAGAGUAUGUAGAUUAGAGCCACAUUGCUUUUCAUUACUGUUGUCACAGCGAGUAUUCAAAAUGACCCAGAAACUUCUGAUUGGAUCUCAGGUUGUGUAUGACUUCUAUUGGCCCAUUUACGUUUUGCUGGCCAUUCCGAGUCAAGACCACAAUUGAUUUUUUAAGCCUUUUAGCAGUUAAAUUGUCAAUGUUUGACCGCGACGCAUCAAAUACUGCGUGCGGUUGUGAAUCUGAAAUUUAGAUUAUGUUAUUCCGGACAGUCGGGCAAGUAAAUGGUGAAAAAUAAACUGGUAGUUGACCACGGAAAGUUUUUGAUAAUCGACAAAUUAGACAGACUUUGAUAUUUCCACUCUUUUAGCCAACUGGCAGAAAAAACUCAAAACACGCCCCCUAUUACCCAAUUAGCAAAAUUCGAAAUUAAUUUUUUCAUCAAAUAAUUUCUUUAUAUCUGUAGACUUGCCACAACAAAUAUUUUUUUCAAUACCUCUCCAAAUAUGUACUUGAGAGUUAAAAACAUGCACUCGUCUAAUUGAUAGGCCUCGACCCUCCAACCUAUGAAUAUACAUUAGUGGUCUUGUCUCUUCCCGCACUGGUGUAUGGAGGCCGCCAUUUACAUUGUAUGACGUCACAAAAUUGUAUGCUACGUCAUAUCGACCUAUGUUGCGCUGAGGUGCGUAAAGUUCGCAAGUACCCAAUCUGUUCGGCAACACGAGGACGUCCUUGGAUUUUUACAUGGUAUGGUGUCAUUUUUCCAAAACAUGGCCGACGUCUGUGUUUGGCGCCGAGAUAUUUGCCUCUUGAACUGCUGAUUUAAAUCCCUGAAAAAGGUCAUUUAUUGUGGCAAUAUUAUGGCACUGAAAUUUAGUCGGUUGUGAUAUAUCGAGUUAAUGAAUGUCUCGUGGGUAAACUGUAUUUCAAACGAUUUUAAAGCCAAUAAAGGCUUUCUACUUACUCUUUAAAUUUAAGUUGGCAAAGGGGCUGAGUGCUUAAAUUUCAUGUUUUGCAAUUUAAAGUUUUUGCAAUUUAUUACAUCAAAUCAUUUAGGAAUUACCAAUAUUGCUCAACUGGAGGUGAAAUUAUUAUUGAAAUAUAUUUCGCAACUACAGUAGAACCUCUCUAUUAAAGACACCCUUGAGACUGAAAAAUGCUGACCUUAAUAGAGAGGUGUCCUGAUUAGAGAGGUCAAGUUGAAUGGAAACAACAAAAUUGGGUUUAGAACUAGUGUCCUUAAUAGAGAGGUGGCCGCUAAGGGAGGUUCCACUGUACAUGUAGAUUUGAGUAUGGUGUACAAUUCAAGAAUCUAAAAAAAAGAAGCUGUUUUACCAAUGGUAUUCAACAUACUCUAAUCCAGUUUGUUACCAUGUUUGUUAUCGUAUUGGUUGGGUACUUUACUCGCUCUCUCUGCUCCAUUCCUGGGAUCGUAUAGGAGGAAGACGAAGGCAGAAGCCUGUUUUCUGUGGACACAAUUUUCCUUUAUUUAACUAGGCUACAUGAUACUUCUGUGCAUUAUCUUACUCUCCCUGAAGGCGACUCUGAUUAUGACUUAUAAAAACUCCCCGAAGGAAUCAUUUCCACCAGCUUUUAAUACAGUUGUUAUGUGUAGCCGCACCGGUCCACCCAUGGCAGAAUAAAACAAAGGAAAUAACUUGACAACGUCCGUAGAUAAAAUAUGAUUGUCACAACCUCGGGGCUAAAAGUGCCAGUGGUGACCUCCAGGUCAGAGCCUCUGGCCAAACUUACUGAUCCUCCUUGUCAUAAAUUAUCUCGGCCAAAAUGACGCCCCCUGAUAUACACUGACAUCAGGCGGGUAAUCCAAUUAAAUAAAGUCCAGGCCAACAGUUUAAAUAUACGGCAUUUAUCCUCAAUAAUCACCCCACCCACACCCGGUUACAACAUUAAUAUAUACAGGUACAUCACAAUAGUCAACACAAUCGCACAUAAAUGGUCCCUCAUAAAACAUCAGGGAGACCGACCACUCAUCCGUGGCAAUACAAUCACUUCAGAUAUACGUCGUCAGGGCAACAGUUAGCAACUGUUGCAAAUCAAGGCAGAAUGGCAAGGGGUUAAUCCUCAGUAGACCGGCAUGGAAAAAUAUUUAAAAAAAACCUCUUGGAAUAAAACUAUUCCAAGAAGAAUCAAACCACACCUCGAUUCCAGGUGUAUACAAGUUUUGCCCCAGCAAAACAGAAAGAUUCCCGCAAUUGAAGUUACCUGAUACAGGAGAUUCUGGGCCCGUUUACCAGUCCAACCUGGUGAGCUCGCCAGAAGCAAAAAAACUGGUCCAUAGAAAAUUACGCGAGCUCAACACGCAUAUCGGGAGGUCUAGCGAUUUCGAAAUGGUCUGCAGUGACCGCAAGGCCCCAGUGAUCCACCAGCAGCACGAGGGGUAUGCAGAAAAAAAAAGAAUUUGUAUCAGUCAGAGACUUGAGCAAGUCACUGGCCUCUCCACAGACAGAGGAAUAAAAAGGGUACCCUCAACUCCUGAAGAAAGGAGGAGAUAAAAAAAACGUACCAACGCUCGACUCUUAGCAAGAGGAGAAAAACGUCUGCGUCUAAUCGCAUCUAAGCCGGUCUGCUCGGAAACCCACGCUAUCCCAUUAAAUACCCGAAGUCCACAUGACCACAUGAUAAUUCAACUGACAUUCCGAUCCACAAUGCACUGCGCACACAAAGACACCCCCAAUUAAAAUAUGAAAAGAUCACCAAGCAACCCGAUACAAAAGCCUUCGUUUCCUGGCAGAGAUUGCACUGAAUAUAACUUAAAACACCGUAGUUCGAGGCACAUGCUAAGGAGUGAUUAAAUAAGCUCACGAUUAAUCGAGAUAAGUUCCAAAUUUGCAAGUUAAAAGAAGUUUUCGUGAGAGAGGUAACAAUGUAAUUUUGACUUUAGCGGUGCUGCAAGGAGGAUACCGCGGUGACGUCACGGCUUUUCCAAGAUGGCGCUGCAUAUUGUAAACAAACUCGAUCCACGGCCAAGGGAAAAUCAAGUCAUCAAAAAAGUUAGAUUUUUCGCAUCAAAUCAGAGUUAUUAGUACUUUUCUGCUAUGAAAUAAGUCUUCAGACAAUAGCUAUCAUUUGAAUAAUGAAAAGUGCUGUUUUGAUGUUUGAUGGGGAAAAAUAGGUUUUUUUUAACCAAAUAGCCGGGCACCGAUCUUCCAAAAUUAGCGAUGGUUUCAAAACAGUCUCCGAGAUAUGGGCAAUCUCUUCAUUAUCAUAAUGGGAUUUGGAGGCAUGUUUCCAGAUUUUACAAGUUCGAGACCUGGAGGACCUAAAACUCGCAUAGAUCCCCAUAGAUCCCCUCUAUUUGUCGAGUUAGCGCCCCUGUAAGAUCAUGCAUUUUCGGACAAUAGAACGAAAUCUUCCCGCGGAUAUCGCGGUUUCGGUGAUGAUUUAAGGAGAAAUUGACUGUUCUUAGAGUUGUAUGGGACAGAAAUGAGUUCAUACUUCAUGAAUACAUGAAUGUAUUUAGAUAUGGGCGGGCUUCUAAGUCAAAACAAUAACAAACUCAACUGCAUCUCUACUGUAUAUUGCGUAGUGCAUUGCCUAGUGUAUUUCGUAGUGUAUUUUAGCGGAGACAUUAUUUCCGCACUUUGGCCACGCCAAACGUCUUUUUUAUUCGUGGAAGUUAAUCUGCUCUGUAAAUUUUAUUUUACACAGGAAGAAUCCAUACUAGGUAUUGCAAUAUUUCAUGUCUAUUGGUGUUUUUGUGUACAGGAGCGCACCAGACAGUGAGACGUUGAGAUGUGCUCAGUGCUGGUGCUGUCAGUAGACUGAAUCUGAUUGGCCAUAGCGAUCACUAAUAUGGGUCGGGAUCAGGUGAUGUGACGUCACCGCGGUAUCCUCCUUGGCGGUGCUGUAGGAAAGGAGGUCAUUCGGCAUUCCUCAGCCACUCACGUGAUAGGAAGAACCAAUAAAAAUACGAGAAAAUUGUAAACAGUGAUGGCCGCCGUCCAGGUCACAUGACCGAUAAAAUGGCGACGCAUCCAGGAAAUUGAUAGAAAGAGUUGUUGACAAUUUGUCCGAAAAUAAACGAAAUAAACCGUUGUGCCUGGAACUAGGUUUACAUAAAAGGUUACGAAAAUGAGAAGGUAAUUUUGGUGACCAUUUCAUGAUGAUCGUUCUUGAUUUAAUAAGUUGCUGUUCUACAGUAGUUGCCGUAAAAUCUGGAAAUACAAAAUAUUACCACUUGCUAAGUACAAUAUCAUCAAAAGAACUGUAAAAGUAUUUAAUAAACAAUUCUACCAAAUAAA